GUUUUGCAACAUCUUUGCACCCAGAAAGUGAAUCGACCAUCAUGUCGACCGCAGCCAAAUUAACCUUUAUUUCCGCCUGUAUCGCUAGCGGUAGUCUCAUUGCUUACGUCCACUACAGUCAAGCAGCUGAUCGCGAGCGAUUACAUGAAGGCGUACGGCGAGAUGUGGAAAGACAACGGUUGAAGCAUCUUGUCGCCGGGGCAGAAAAUGGACCGAUUGCGAACAACGAUUCGGGACCGAGAUCAAGCGGAACUUUAGCGAGCUAAAGUCGACUGAGCGAAUGCGUAAUAUAAUGUAUUAAUUUGAAGUCUUCUGCGAUGCGUAAUUAUCUUCUCCUUAUGAUACGUUAGU
Messenger RNA from Anopheles moucheti, 351 nucleotides. RefSeq names its product protein PET117 homolog, mitochondrial. NCBI's taxonomy places the organism in Eukaryota, Metazoa, Arthropoda, Insecta, Diptera, Culicidae. The coding region runs from base 42 to 266 and encodes 74 amino acids. The record is from RefSeq and is a predicted model, not a curated record. Gene Ontology annotation, biological process: mitochondrial respiratory chain complex IV assembly. Gene Ontology annotation, cellular component: mitochondrion. The transcript has 2 exons.